AUCUGGUAUAAUGUAUUCACACUCACUGAAAUGGCUUACUGGGACACACACACAGGAUCUGUUGGGGGUUUCCAAUGAUUUUUGCAGUUAACAGAUGAUGCAUACGGGAGACAGAAGGAAGAAAGCACGUAGUGGUGUACAGCACAGCCUCUGGUGACUGAUAUCAACCCCUUAUGCCACCCAGUUCUUGUGAUUUUGAGAUUUUUCAGUUCCUCAAUGAGCACAAGCUGCUGGGAAACAUAAAAAAUGUUGCCAAAACAGCAAAGAAAGAACAACUGAUUAUUGCCUAUAAUCACCUCUUUCAGAGCAAAAGGUUUAAAGGCACAGAACCAGUUGAGGAAGUGACUGAGCAGGUUAGAGUUGUGAAAAUUGAAGAUAAGCCCAAAGAAGCCAAGGCAGAGGCUGUGGAUGAGGGUCCGCCAAAGUAUACCAAGUCAGUGCUGAAGAAAGGUGACAAGACAAACUUUCCAAAGAAAGGCGAGACCGUGAGCUGCUGGUACACUGGCACCUUAGAAGAUGGGACUGUGUUCGACACCAAUAUUCCUGCAUUGGCAAGAAAGAAGAGGCAAACUAAACCACUGAGCUUCAAAGUUGGAUUGGGCAGAGUCAUCAGAGGAUGGGAUGAGGGACUUCUAACAAUGAGCAAGGGUGAAACCGCUCGAUUCGAAAUUGAACCAGAGUGGGCCUACGGAAAGAAGGGUCUCCCUGACUCCAAAAUUCCACCCAAUGCAAAGCUGAUUUUUGAGGUCGAGCUGGUGGCCGUGGAUUAACUGACACGUUGUCCAGCAUGCACUAUAUUUCAAGGCUUGAAGGGAAAGAAAUACUAAAUGGCCUUGCUGUAAAGAAUCAAGUUAAAAUUACAGGUGGACUGCGUUGUCCUGUUUCUAUUUUGUCUCAUUUAUCAUCACAAUUCAAGUAACGACCAGUUAUAUUGUUUAAGUUUUGGCCAAAAUAUGAUGGCUUGUCAAUAAUGUACAUAUGAGACACCCUGAAACCUUAUUCUGCAUUUUGUUUUGUUCUUUUGCAUGUAAAAUGUAAAUGAUAAAUAAACCUGUUUCAGAGACAAAA
This is a messenger RNA of Micropterus dolomieu (smallmouth bass), 1068 nucleotides long. RefSeq names its product FKBP prolyl isomerase 3 (gene fkbp3). The coding region runs from base 174 to 770 and encodes 198 amino acids. The transcript is spliced from 8 exons. NCBI's taxonomy places the organism in Eukaryota, Metazoa, Chordata, Actinopteri, Centrarchiformes, Centrarchidae. The record is from RefSeq and is a predicted model, not a curated record. Gene Ontology annotation, molecular function: peptidyl-prolyl cis-trans isomerase activity.